Messenger RNA from Mycotypha africana, 1095 nucleotides. Its product is annotated as Septin-domain-containing protein. NCBI's taxonomy places the organism in Eukaryota, Fungi, Mucoromycota, Mucoromycetes, Mucorales, Mycotyphaceae. Gene Ontology annotation, biological process: cytoskeleton-dependent cytokinesis. The record is from RefSeq and is a predicted model, not a curated record. Gene Ontology annotation, molecular function: GTPase activity; GTP binding; molecular adaptor activity. The transcript is spliced from 10 exons. Gene Ontology annotation, cellular component: septin complex; septin ring; microtubule cytoskeleton. Bases 1 to 1095 code for a protein of 364 amino acids.
AUGGCACAUAGACUCGGUGGACGUAGAAAGAACGUUAAAAAAGGUUUUCAAUUCACUUUAAUGGUGGUUGGUGCUUCUGGCACUGGUAGAACAACAUUUGUCAACACGCUUUGUAACGACCGUGUGCUUACUCGAAAGGAUAACGAUAACCCUGAAGAUGCACAUAACGAAGAAGGCAUUAAGAUCAAGCCUGUUUCUGUCGAAUUGGAUGAAGAUGGCGUUAGAAUUUCUCUGACUAUUGUCGAUACACCUGGUUUUGGUGAUAAUAUUGAUAAUGAAGCAUGCUUCCAUGAAAUUGUCGCCUACUUAGAAAAGCAAUAUGAUGAUAUUCUCGCUGAAGAAUCUAGGAUUAAACGUAACCCUCGUUUCCGUGAUAACCGUGUUCAUGCUCUUUUAUACUUUAUCUCGCCUACCGGUCAUGCUUUACGCGAAAUUGAUAUUGAGCUGAUGCGUCGAUUAAGUCCUCGUGUCAAUGUAAUUCCAGUGAUUGGUCGUGCAGACUCACUCACGCCACAAGAAUUGAAAGACUUUAAGCAGAGAAUCAUGGAAGAUAUUGAGCAUUACAAUAUUCCCAUCUACAACUUUCCUUUUGAUGUCGAGGAAGAUGAAGAAGAUACCAUUGAAGAAAAUAGUGAGCUAAGAGCUCUAUUACCUUUUGCUAUCAUCGGUAGCGAAGAAGAAAUUACGAUCAAUGGUCGUACAGUGCGCGGCCGCUCAUACCCUUGGGGUGCAGUAGAAGUCGAUAACCCAAAGCAUUCUGACUUUGGUAGAUUAAGAUCGGCUUUACUAAGUUCUCACCUGCAAGAUCUGAAGGAGAUUACUCAUGACUUCCUUUACGAAAACUAUCGUACUGAGAAGCUUAGCCGCACUGUCAAUGGAGGUGAUCAUGAAGAUGCCUCACUCAAUGCCGAGGAUAUGGCUACCCAAAGCGUACGAUUGAAGGAAGAACAAUUAAGGAAGGAAGAAGAAAAGCUUCGUGAAAUCGAAUUGAAGGUUCAACGUGAAAUUCAAGAAAAGAGAGCUGAGCUUUUGAGUAAAGAAGAGGCCUUGCGUAACUUGGAAGCUAGAUUGGCACAAGCACAACUGGCUGACUAG